ACCCAAACCCAACCGCCAACCCAGCCUCAACCCACGCAAGACCAACAAUGGCAAGCAGCACUCCACCAAGCAGAGGACGGAAUGCGCGCCUACAACGCAGCCCGCCAAGCCGGCGACGCACAGGGCGAAGCCGCCGCCAUAACGCACAUCCCCACCCUCCUCCGCGCAGCCGGGGACCAGCACCCCGACCCGCAGGUCCAAGCCGAUCUGUACGAGCGCGCGCGGCGGUUCGCGGAGGCGAGCCAGGAGGAGCGCGAUGCGAUGGUGCAUCCGUUCUUGCAGGGACUUGGGCUCCUCGUCGCGACGCCGUUUUUGCUUGCGGGGGGCGUGCUGUUUGGGGUGGGGAAGCUUGUGCAGGGUGUGGGGAGCUUGUUG
Molecule: messenger RNA, 375 nt
Organism: Laetiporus sulphureus 93-53
Lineage: Eukaryota; Fungi; Basidiomycota; Agaricomycetes; Polyporales; Laetiporaceae
Exons: 1
Source: RefSeq, a predicted model, not a curated record